Messenger RNA from Kuraishia capsulata CBS 1993, 1380 nucleotides. RefSeq lists its product as uncharacterized. Lineage: Eukaryota; Fungi; Ascomycota; Pichiomycetes; Pichiales; Pichiaceae. Gene Ontology annotation, biological process: mRNA transport; endoplasmic reticulum inheritance. Bases 1 to 1380 code for a protein of 459 amino acids. The record is from RefSeq and is a predicted model, not a curated record. The transcript has a single exon.
AUGUCUUUCAGCACUCCUUUUUCGAGCCCUACAAAGUCCAAUGCAUCCACCCGUGUGAUAGACUCGCUCCACGCUGAAGUCGACGUACUCAAAGCUGAGCUGUCAAAGACUAGAAGUGAGCUAGACGAACACAAGAAGAAGUAUGACAGCACCCAGAAAGAGCUGGUGAAACUGGAACAGAAGAUGGAUAUUACCAAACACCACAAUGACAUGAACGAUGCUCUUCUUACGCGUAAAGAGAGAAGGAUUAAAGAUCUUGAACUGGAACUUUCGACAUCCAUUGCUGAUCUAAAAGACAGCAAAUUCGAUUUGCAAAACACAAAGACUACAAUGGGAAAUCUCGAGAAGCGCCAAAAGGAGAUUGUGGCCGAAAAUGAGAGGCUCAAAGCCCAGUACAACUCGUUGCAGGAUACAAGUUUGGAUUACAAGACUCAUUUCGAGGCCGAGAUAAAGCGGUUGAAGUUGUCACUUUCUGGCUUCCUUUCUUCUAGAGAGGACGAUCUGAAAGGUCUCUCGUCGCGGUUGGACGCCGUUCAAGAGAUCCCACCUUUGGAGAAACGCGAUUUUGAAAAGGUCAAGGAGAACUCCAAGCAUCUGGAGCUCAUGUACAAGCAGAAGAACGACGCAAUGGCGCAAGCGCUUAAGCAAUUGGCUCUGGCUGCGAGGAAGAUGGGGACUCAGACCAUGGAUGUUCUCCGUGAGUGCGAGGAGGUCCUAAGAAAGGAGAGAGGCGGUGAAGAAAACGAAGUGAAGACUCAAAAUGUUCCCGUCGUGCCGCCAACUAAUGAACAGAGCUCUGCCAAAUCUCCCAGAACCGCUGAAAAGGUGCAACCAGGAGCUGUAAAUAUCUCCAAAGCUCCAACCAAAGAAAAAGCCAAGUCCCCCGUUGUGCCAGGAUCCACUGACAAGAGUGCUGUGACCUCCCCAAGAAUCACGGAACAGAAACCCGUGGAAUCCUCUCCAAAGAAGAUCACCACAGAUCGCGUUGAACUGCCAAAGAGUCCUAAGGAGACUAAUGAAGAUAUAGCUCCUGUCGAGUCUGUGACCGCUGUUGAAGCAUCUCCCAAGACACCUACUCUGGAACGUGAUCAGAAAGCCAACCAGAAGUCUGGAGUGAAAGAAGACGAGAGCACAGAAAACACCGACUUUGAGUUAGUGGACCGCCAGCCGUCCACAAAAGACACUUCGGUUGAACCCGAGACCAGGGACGAAGACGAGAGUUCAGGGGAGCCAGAUGAAGAUGAAAGUGAAGGUGCAAAAGAAGCACCCCAGAAAGACGAACCUGAGCAUGAAGCCUCAACCAGUAACACAGCAAACGCAAAACCGAAAGGGAAGGGGAAUAACAAGCGCAGGCGCAAGAAGCCAAGUGCUAAGAGAUGA